This is a messenger RNA of Vicugna pacos (alpaca), 1222 nucleotides long. Its product is annotated as lymphotactin. Gene Ontology annotation, molecular function: chemokine activity; CCR chemokine receptor binding. The record is from RefSeq and is a predicted model, not a curated record. Gene Ontology annotation, biological process: chemokine-mediated signaling pathway; positive regulation of GTPase activity; inflammatory response. Gene Ontology annotation, cellular component: extracellular region. NCBI's taxonomy places the organism in Eukaryota, Metazoa, Chordata, Mammalia, Artiodactyla, Camelidae.
AAGUUAUAAUAAAGCAAACAUACAUAUAGACAAACUCAAAACACUCUUAUUUAAAUGUUUCUUAGGUACCUGGGAAGGGUGGUGUAAAGGUCACUUGAAUGAGGAUAGAGGAAAGGAAUGAGAAAAAAAAAAGAAGAAGAAGGCCAGGGAGUGAGAAGCUCAGGGUGGCAGCAGUACCCUUUCUCCCUAGGGAGUCACUGAGGAUGGCAUCAGGUAUUAAGGGUGCAUGAUCCACGGUGGUGGAAGCCUCAUGUCACAGCAGCUGUCACAUGAGGCAGGUGGGGGAGCUGGACCACAGUGACCACCCCACCUCAUUUCCUUUACACUGUUCCCAGCCUGGGCCAUGACACUGACAUGGCCUUGGAGCAUAGCUGAAGUGGAAGGUUUGAGUUUAAACUGGUAGCGGGAGAUGAGACAACCACAUCUCUUUUGUGCACACAUUUGGUUUCACUGACACGUUAACCACAGGAGGAGGAGAAAAGGCCACAAGGUGUGGGGUUAGUAUGAGUGGGGACAAAGGAACUUUUUUUUCAGAGACUAAAAGGCAUCGGUAUUGCACAGACUUUCCAUGAUUCCACACCAACCUUGAAAGCCCCCUCUCACCACAGGAAGUGUGCUGACUACUGGAGGAAUAAAAGAGACUCGAAGGAGCAGUUCCUCAUCCUCUGUCUGCACAGCUCAGCAGGACCUCAGCCAUGAGACUUCUCAUCCUGGCCUUCCUCAGCCUCUGCUGUCUCGCUGCUUAUACUGUGGAAGGUGUGGGGAGUGAAGUUCUUGAAAAGACCAUCUGUGUGAGCCUCACCACCCGGCGACUGCCAGUUAAGAACAUCAAGACCUACACCAUCAAGGAGGGCUCCAUGAAGGCAGUGAUAUUUUUUACCAAACGUGGCCUUAAAGUCUGUGCUGAUCCACAUGUUGAAUGGGUGAAAAAAGCAGUCCAUACAAUAGACAAGUCCACCAGAAGAAAUGUGAACCAGACCAAGCCCACAGGAACCCAACAGUCCACCAAUACAGCUGUGACCAUGACUGGGCAGUGACCCUUUGGCACCUUGUCCCCUUGCUAGCCAGCCAGCUCCUUCCUCUUUAAAGUUCAUGGACUACUUACAUUAUAUUCACCUUUUAUAAAAGUGCUACAUGAAUCAAAUAUUUUCUUGUAUUUUCAUUUUUUAUGUCUUUCAUAUUCAUUUGGAUGCUUUAAUUAAUAAAUAUUUAUUAUUAUGAA